UUCUAGAGUUUGAUGGGCCCCUGAUCAGCUCCAGGGAGCAGGGCAAAGAGAAGCACAGUUAUUUUGUGAACUGGUAAUGGAAAGAUAACUUUGACUUUGUUUUUCUUUUCUACUUCAUCCCCAUCACAAGGACAGAGCAAGAGGCAUCGUAAGGGUGCAGGAGACAAGGGACAGCCUGCUCCCUUCCAACCAGCCACCCCUUCACCAGUCUGGAGUACGGGGUGUGUGAGGCCAGAUUUGCCUUUUAGGAGCAGAGGCCCGGCCAUGUCCUUGAUACUCUUCGGAACCCUCCAGGGGCACCUCACACAGUCCACAUGCCUCACCCUGGCCUCCCAGGUCCUGUGCAGCCUGAGCCAAACUUGUCUUCCAGCUCCAUCUCACGUGCUCCCUGCUCAAAACCCCACACCUGUCAGUUCCCACUUUCAUUUCUUCAGCCAGUCAUUCAGCAGGUUUCUUGGUUACUCCCCACAUGCUGGCACCUGAGGUCAUGAUGGUUAGCAAAACAGACACUAUUCCUGCACUCACUGGGGACAUGUCUAGUAGGGAAUGACAGGUAAGUAAAUAAAGGACAAUUAAGUACACUGCAGUAUGAACAGUUGUGGGAGAAGCACAGCUGGCGUGGGUAUACCAAACAGUCUCCUAAACCAGCCUGCUGGUCAGGGAGGGCUUCCUGGAGGAGGUGUCGACUCAGUUGAAGAAUGUGAAGCUGGGAAGUGGUAAAUAUUCCAGGCAGGGGGACUCAGGAUUCAAAAACCAGAAGGGCAGAGUGGAGUGCAGAGCCUGUAGAACUGAACGCCACUGACUGAUUGGAGGGCAGGGUGCCAAUGGCAAAUGCCUGGCCUGGUGUGGAUGGCAGGGGCUUUGUGAGCUUUGUGAAGGAGGGUGGCAUCACCUGAAAGGCCUUUACCCUUCCUCCCUGUUCACUCAAAUCCUGCCUCCCCUAGCAGGGUCUGGCCAUGUUGGGCAGGCCUGCCUGGGCCAGAUAUUCAAGCCUUUGAAGGAGAAUGAACAGGGGCUUUGGGGGCUCCAACCCGGGACCAAGGGAUAGAGGCUCACCUGAGCGCAGUUUAAGCAGGUGAAGCGUCUCCCCGGAAACGGAGCUGGAGCGCCCCACCUGCCCGGUCCUGUCUGCUCGGAUCAGAUCCAGCCCAUCCAGGCCUCUCCUCCCCCCAGGAACCAGCAGUGACAGCUGAGGCCAUGUGAGUAGGUCCUGAAUGAGGCUUUAUCUCUGGCUGUUCGUCCCAUCGUCCACCGUGGCACCAGCUCCCUUGGCCAGCCGGGAUGGGACAGGCGACUGGGAGAGCCAGAGCCAGAGAGGUGAUGGGGACCACAGCCUGCACUGCAAGAGGAACGGGACUCUGGGCCUGUAGCUACCAAGCAGGUCGUGGGGGCACCAGGCCAUGAACUGCACCCUCUGACCCCUGACUCUGCCCUCUGCCCUGACGGCUGCCUGAGCACGCCAUGUCUGAACAGGCGGCCCAAGCCCGGGGGUCGCAGGGGCUGCCCCCGGAUGUGCUGGCGGAGCAGGUGGAGCUGUGGUGGUCCCAGCAGCCGCGGCGCUCGGCGCUCUGCUUCGCCGUGGCUGUGUGCCUCGUGGCGGGCUGUGGGGCAGGUGGCGUGGUCCUGCUGUCGUCCACCAGCAGCCGCUCGGGCGAGUGGCGCCUAGCGACCGGCACCGUGCUCUGCCUGCUGGCCCUGCUGGUUCUGGUCAAGCAGCUGAUGAGCUCGGCCGUGCAGGACAUGAACUGCAUACGCCAGGCCCACCAUGUGGCCCUGCUGCGCAGCGGCGGAGGGGCUGAUGCCCUCGUGGUGCUGCUCAGCGGCCUGGUGCUGCUGGUCACCGGCCUGACCCUGGCGGGACUGGCCGCUGCCCCAGCCCCUGCUCGGCCCCUGGCUGCCAUGCUGUCGGUGGGCAUCACUCUGGCUGCCUUGGGCUCGCUCUUGCUGCUGGGCUUGCUGCUGUAUCAGGUGGGCGUGAGCGGACACUGCGCCUCCAUCUGUACAGCCGCCCCCACCCACGGGGGCCACGGCGGCAAUGGCAGCAUCUUCAGCAUCUCAGGACAGUUGUCAGCUGGCCAGCGUCACGAGACCACAUCCAGCAUUGCCAACCUCAUCUGACAGAGCCAGAGCCCUUCCCCCCACCUGCCUCAGCGACCCCAGAAUCGUGCCAGGUGUGUGUGUGUGUGGUGCAUGUGUGCAUACGUGUGUGGCUAGGCGUGCCCAGGGUGCGGCAGCCCUUGGUGGGACUGUGUAAUGUGUGAUUAAGAGCCCGCGUGCUCCCACACAUCUGCACCCCGGGAAGGGUAGUGUGUGCCUCCUUGGAAUUGAGUAUUUGUGUCCAUGGAACGGCCCUUCUGUGUCUGGGACCCCUGUUUCCAGCACCCCUCAAACCCUGUCCAGCAGCCACCAAGGAUUUCCACAGGGGUGACUAUUGCCCACUCGAGACGGCACAGGGACCACUCAUCGGGGAGAGUAACUGGUGGCAGAGUGGGAGGAACGGGGGCUCUGGAACAGGACAGACCUAGCACGGCCUCCCCCCGGAGCACUCCGCAGCUGGGGUUCUGGGGCAAGCGACCGAACCUCUCUAGCCGCAGGUGCUUGUGGUUAGUGGUUGUGGUCACAGACUGUGAGGAUGAAGCGUCAUGUGUGUGGAAGAACUGGACUCAUGCAGAUGUGCAAUAAAACGGUGGCUGCUACUGUCUUGUCAUCACCUCACCGUCUCACCCCAGAGACCCCCCCCCCCCGCCCCGGCCCCACCUGUCCAAAGUGAGCCCUUUGCUCCUGUCCCAGCCUUAUAAACAGCACCACAGAGGUCCCCUCAGCCAGGCCAGGCACUGGAGGGGAGCGGGCUGAGUAGAUGCUGAGCUUCGGGUAGGUGGAGGGUUUGCAGUCCCAGGGAGGUGGUGCAGGGACCUGAGUCCUUCGUGUUUGCUCCCUCACGGGUUCAGGACGAGGUCGUCAGUACUGGGCUGUCCGGAGCUGGUCUCUCUGAAGACUGCUCCUCCCUCUCACUGCGUCCCUUCAGCUGAUUCCCUGCAGCUCCCCACCCCACCCCUGAAACCAGCACGUCCUGUGUCUGUGCAGUGGCUGCACCAGCUGGCCCGCUUCUGGGCUCCUGGGCUGGUAAGAGUCACUUCCUGCUUGGAGUCAGCCGUGGAAGGGAGCUCCCCUUCUGUGGUGUGCAGUUACAUUUCCUGGGUGGCAACAAUAAAGUUCCACUGGAAGCAGUG
Molecule: messenger RNA, 3230 nt
Organism: Microcebus murinus (gray mouse lemur)
Lineage: Eukaryota; Metazoa; Chordata; Mammalia; Primates; Cheirogaleidae
Source: RefSeq, a predicted model, not a curated record